Molecule: messenger RNA, 1461 nt
Organism: Saccharomyces kudriavzevii IFO 1802
Lineage: Eukaryota; Fungi; Ascomycota; Saccharomycetes; Saccharomycetales; Saccharomycetaceae
Gene: ZPR1
Product: zinc finger-containing protein ZPR1
Exons: 1
Coding region: 1-1461 (486 amino acids)
Cellular component (GO): cytoplasm; nucleus
Molecular function (GO): zinc ion binding
Source: RefSeq, a predicted model, not a curated record
AUGAGCGAACAAAAGGAAGACCUGUUCAAACCAGUCGGCGAAGCGGCUGCAGAGAUCGAAGAUGAAACUAUGGCUGAUGGCCAAGAAGGCGAUGACGGCGUUAAGUUAACCGGUGCGGAAGAUGCUAUGGGACACCCAGUGCAAGAGAUCGAGUCUCUCUGUAUGAAUUGCGGAAAAAAUGGUACAACCAGGCUUCUGCUGACCUCCAUCCCCUAUUUCAGAGAGAUCAUUAUCAUGUCAUUUGAAUGUCCUCAUUGCGGGUUCAAGAACUGUGAGAUACAACCUGCUUCUGAAAUACAAGAAAAGGGUUCUCGUUACUCCUUGAAAGUGGAGUGCCGUGAAGACUUCAACCGAGAAGUCAUCAAAUCUGAAACCGCCAGUUGUAAAUUUGUCGAGCUAGAUAUUGAGAUUCCUGCCAAGAGAGGCCAAUUGACCACGGUAGAGGGUUUACUAUCAGAAAUGAUUGACGAUUUGUCACAAGACCAAGAAAUGAGAAAAUCCAUAGACGAGACCCUUCACAACAAGAUCGACAAUUUCAUUAAAAAAGUUAGAUCCUACAUCAAUUGCGAACCCAACACCAUUCCUAUAACUUUUGUUUUGGAUGACCCCGCGGGCAACUCCUGGAUCGAAUACAAGCCUGGUGAGCCUCAACACAAGUGGUCUCAUACUCAGUACGUGAGAACCGAUGAGCAAAACGUUCAAGUCGGCAUUAUUACAAAAGACCAGUUGGAACAACGUCGCCAAGAAAAAUUGAAGCAGUUGGCCAGCCGAGAAAGAAACCCGUCUGAAUCUGUUAAAGUCGGUUCAGCAAACCCACAGUUUCUUUCAGAUGCCACUGACAUCGAGAACUUUAACAACGAAGUGCAAACAUUCAGAGCUUCUUGUCCAUCGUGCACUCACGAGUGUGAAACCCAUAUGAAGCCAGUCAAUAUUCCACAUUUUAAAGAAGUUAUUAUCAUGUCUACAGUGUGCGAUCAUUGUGGAUACAAAUCCAACGAGGUGAAGACGGGUGGCGCCAUCCCGGAAAAGGGGAGAAGAAUCACCUUAUAUUGUGACGACGCGGCCGAUCUGUCCCGUGAUAUCCUGAAGUCUGAAUCAUGUAGCAUGGUCAUUCCUGAACUACAUCUUGAUAUUCAAGAAGGCACAUUGGGUGGUAGAUUUACCACCUUGGAAGGCUUGCUAAGGCAGAUUUACGAAGAAUUGGAGUCUCGUAUUUUCACUCAAACUUCCGAUUCCAUGGACGAAGCAACAAAAACUCGUUGGAUAGAAUUUUUCGCGAAGUUGAAGGAAGCCAUUGCCGGGAAGGUCAAAUUCACUGUUGUCAUGGAAGAUCCGUUGGCCGGCUCGUACAUACAGAAUGUUUAUGCCCCAGAUCCAGAUCCAAACAUGACUAUCGAAGAUUACGAAAGAACAAAUGAACAAAAUGAUGACCUGGGAUUGUCCGAUAUUAAGGUUGAGUAA